Messenger RNA from Pimephales promelas (fathead minnow), 775 nucleotides. The record is from RefSeq and is a predicted model, not a curated record. Lineage: Eukaryota; Metazoa; Chordata; Actinopteri; Cypriniformes; Leuciscidae.
AAGACUUCUGGGGGAAAGAUUUGCGUGGCAGUUAGUGAACACAAGACUGCGACAAUGCAGAUCGCCGUGUUUGCCCUCACAAUGGAGGAGGCAGCAAGUCUUUUAUGACAAGUGGAGGGCUCUGCAGUACAGCCUUCGGGAGCAACAUCUUUUGUCAAAAUUCUCAAGACGUACCCCAACUGCAGCGAUGGUGGCCAAAGUCAUAGAUGCAGAGGGCUGGACGGCCAAUCAUCCUCGUCCAGAGGACAUCAUGGCGAAGUGGAGGCCGCUCAGCAGAGCACAGGCGGAGAGUGACCCGGGCAUCAUCAAGGGGGUGACCAGGCAGAAAUGGUCGGGUCUGGCUGUGAAGGCCUUUGGGGAGCAGAAAGGCGUUGUUGCAACCAAGGCCUUCGGGAAGGGCUCCAUCCUGUGUGAUUUCCACGGAAAGGUGAUCACAGGUGCUGAGGGCAGGGAGAUGGCAGAGACGCAGGACGAGCUGGGAAACCUGUUUUUCUUCAAACAUGGCCCUGACGAAAUCUGCAUCGAUGCGGAGACUUUCCCCUGUGAGUGCCACCCGUCUCUGGAAACCAUCGGGAGAUGGAUUACACACUCAAAGAAGAAGUGCAACGUGCAGCCAUGCCACUGCAUAGUGAAGCUUCAGGGGGGAGACAGGCACGUCCUGCUCUUUCAGGCCACCACGGACAUUAAGAAAGAUGAUAAGAUCUGCUUCGACCACGGCAUCAAGAAGAGGACUUUUCGUGGGGAGGAAGAGGAGCUGGAAUGGCUGGACAUUUGA